Messenger RNA from Periophthalmus magnuspinnatus, 2290 nucleotides. RefSeq names its product tectonic family member 2 (gene tctn2). Gene Ontology annotation, biological process: smoothened signaling pathway; protein localization to ciliary transition zone; cilium assembly. The transcript has 18 exons. Gene Ontology annotation, cellular component: MKS complex. NCBI's taxonomy places the organism in Eukaryota, Metazoa, Chordata, Actinopteri, Gobiiformes, Gobiidae. The record is from RefSeq and is a predicted model, not a curated record. Bases 54 to 2189 code for a protein of 711 amino acids.
AAGACGAUGCUCCAAGUUUACAAAUAUGUCGAGGCUCACAUGAAUGGAACCAAAUGGCUAAUGCACUUUUCUUUACAUUUACUCAGGUCUUGUAUCUUUUGCUGUACUGUUUUGCGUCUAAUGCUGAAAACGUCGUUUUUCAGCCCUCUUUUAUAACCACACAUGGAUCUUCAGUCACUGCACUGUUGUAUGGAAACUCCUCAAAUAUCACCCUGAACCUGCAGACAAUAUCACCCUCAAAUGUGACAGGCAGCUUUGAUCCCCCUUCAUGUGUGCCUGGCAUGUCACAGUGGAUUCUGACAAGUGAACCCAUUGCAAAGACUACAGUUCAAGUUAAAUUAAGACUCAACCGAAGUCUUCGUUUAUGUGGCAAUAAUGAGACCGACACUGAUUGCUGUGUUAAUCCACUGUGUGUCCUGGAGACUCUUCAAGUCUCUGCUUGUGAAGGCAAUACAUCACAAGCUUCACUGGUUAUUCAGGUCAAGGUUUAUGCUCUGCUGGUUUCUGGCAACAUGGUAUUUGAUAACAAAACAAUAAUUCAAAAUCAAGUGUACAGGCCUUUGGGGGAAUGCCCUUGUGACCUUACUUUCAAUACUUGUGACCUAUGGUGCUGCUGUGAUAAGGACUGUUCUGUAGAGGACUUGAGGCUUUUUAAGUACAGCUGUCUUCCGGGACCUUUUGGUGGGCAGUUCCCUGAUCCAGAGUAUCAGUGCUCGGUGCAGUCCACUCAGAACUCCCCAGAUUGGUUUCCGUUUUUGUGUGUCACCUCCCCAUCUGAGAAUAACCCUUACCUUGGACUUUUCUACGAAGGCAACACAAUAGCCUCAAAACCUGGUGUGUCAUUUGGAGAUUCUAUUUCAUCAGCACCAAAGCAGUCAAAUGCAUAUAUUGAAGGAAGUCCCAUUUUGACAAUAAACGAUCAGUACUUUACAAUUCCACGGACACUUAAUGGGCAUUGUGUGAUCAAUGCUCCUGUGGCCUUUUUGAAAAACUUUGAUGUCAGAUGUGUAACGUUACUGCAGGCCUGUCCAACUGAGUCUCCAUUACACACAACACCUGAGGAUUUAAGAGCUGUUGUGAAGAAUGGUAUUGGUGGAAAUGCUGUUGUGGAUGUAACUGUCCAACUGGCAACUGAAUUAAAUUACUUUGUUACAAGCACUGAAACAUUUGGCUCUUCAGUCCUGGUAUGUGAAAAUGUCACCUUGGCUUUGGAUUACAACUUUUACUGGAAAGAAAAUGGCGUAACUGGGAUCACACUAACCCACACUGUCAGCACUGUGACUCUGAAUGGGAGUGUGUCAUUAACUACAAGAUACUCUGCAAAGUUUCUAAGUGGAGACAUUAUGACUGAACCCAAUUCGGGAAACCCAGGGUAUCAGGUGGGGAGGCCUGUAAUUGGAGGAAUUCUAAACACAUCAAUGGGAAAUGAUACUGUGUUAAUUGAUAGGACACCAUUUCAUCUGUGGAAACCAGUCAAUAGUGGGCUUUGUUCAACUGCUGAUAUGAGGCCUGUGUUAUUUGGUGAGAAUUCAACAUCUGGAUGUCUGCUUCCUGUCAGUCAGCAAAAUCUUACUCAGUGUAGUCUCUUGAGAGAUACUGUACGUUCUCUCCAAGAAGCUCUGAAUGAAGCCACAUUGUUUGCUAAAAAUGGACGUCCUGAUGCUCUAACUCGAGCUGACUGGCUAAAUAUCAGCUAUGUGACCCUGAAUUCCAGUGGAGUAGAAGAUUCAAACAGUUCAUGCACUGAUAUACCAUCCAAUUUACAUAUCUAUGUGUGGACUCUUGUCACAGGCUUUGUGCAUGGGAUUCCUCAAAAAGACGUCAAAGCAGUGCAAAUAAGCUAUAGUCGGUCUUCUUGGAAAGUGGAAUGUGGAGGAGGGGACUCUGCAAUGUGUAUGGAACCAGCAGAAACACAGCUGUUUCCCAUCACUUCUUCAGUCACAUUUAUUGAUAUUCCUUUAAACUCUGGACCACCUAAAACCAGAUAUCAAAUAAAUUUCACUGAGUAUGACUGCAACCGAAAUGAUGUAUGUUGGCCUGAGCUUGCCUUCCCGAUUACCAGAUUUUACACAGGUGAGCCAUACUCCCAAGCUCUGGCCAAAGGUCUUAUUUUGGUUUUCUUCUUUGUUGUUGCUUCUGUACUUGGAACUCCUUGGCGGCAAAUUUGGCAGAUAUGGAACACCAUUUAAGAACAUUUAUACCCAAAAUAAUGAUUUUGGGUAUAUGCUUUUCUGUUAUUUAUAUAUUUUCUAUCAGACAUUUUUUAAAUAAAUGCUUAUGUUUAAAUGCU